This is a messenger RNA of Centruroides sculpturatus (bark scorpion), 3000 nucleotides long. It is a transcript of the gene aralar1, whose product is annotated as calcium-binding mitochondrial carrier protein Aralar1-like. The transcript has 16 exons. NCBI's taxonomy places the organism in Eukaryota, Metazoa, Arthropoda, Arachnida, Scorpiones, Buthidae. The coding region runs from base 155 to 2014 and encodes 619 amino acids. Gene Ontology annotation, molecular function: L-aspartate transmembrane transporter activity; L-glutamate transmembrane transporter activity; calcium ion binding. Gene Ontology annotation, biological process: malate-aspartate shuttle; aspartate transmembrane transport; L-glutamate transmembrane transport. The record is from RefSeq and is a predicted model, not a curated record.
UGGCAACUUUUAACCGGUAUAUCAAUGGGAGUUCGUCGGGCGCCCUCUGAUGUAGAUAAUAACUUAACCAAUAAAACAAUAGGUUACUCGGUCAUGUGACGUAACCCUAUCUGCCCCACGUGAUCUCGUGCCCUUGGCAGACGACUUAAGCAAGAUGGCAGAACACAUUGACGAGAAGGCUGGCAUGCAUUGGCUCCUCGACCUCAUCUUGACCAAAGCAUCUUGCCAGUUGGAGGGUAGUCAGUUUGUGAGAAGAGCCGACACUGAAAGACUGAGAGAGAUAUUUUUAAAGUAUGCAAGUGUGGAAAAAGAUAGCGAUAAAUUUAUGACACCGGAAGAUUUUGUUAGAGGAUUUUUAGGUUUAUAUCGUCACGACGAUUACAAUCCAAACACUGUACGAUUACUGGGUAACAUUCUAGACACAUCUAAAGAUGGUCUUGUCAGUUUUGCUGAAUUUCAAGCCUUUGAAGCCGUUCUUUGCAAACCUGAUUCGUUAUAUAAGACUGCCUUUCAGUUAUUCGACACAAAUGGAUCCGGAACCAUUACCCAUGAUGAAUUUGAGGAAAUCAUUAAACAUACGACUCUUCACGAGAAAAUUCCCUUCAAUUUUAACAGUGAGUUUAUGCGCUUACAUUUUGGCGAAGAGAGGAGUAGGUUAGUCAGUUACGUGGAAUUUUCUCAAUUGCUUCAUGAUUUUCAUGAAGAGCAUGCCAUCCAAGCAUUUAGAAAGUACGACAAAAAAAAGCGGGGUUGCAUAUCUGCCUUAGAUUUUAACGAUAUCAUGAUAUCCGUUAAAAGUCAUCUUUUAAGUGAAGAAGUGAAACGGAAUCUUGUGGCUAUUGACUCCAUAACAUUUUUCAGUCGUGUAACUUAUGAAGAUCUAGAAGUUAUUGCUCCAUAUCGUCCAACAAAAUUUCUCUCCAGGCCUCUUGCAGAGAUGAAGGCUGUAGAAAGUCCUGCUGACAGAGGUGUAGUAAUACAAAUUUUUGAAAGUGUUUACAGAUUUGUUUUAGGCUCUUUUGCUGGAGCUGCUGGUGCUACUGUAGUUUACCCAAUCGAUCUUGUGAAAACGAGAAUGCAGAAUCAGCGAACUGGUUCGUACAUUGGGGAGCUAAUGUAUAGAAACAGUAUAGACUGUGCUAAAAAGGUUAUAAGACACGAAGGUAUUUUUGGCCUCUACAGGGGUUUAAUGCCACAGCUUGUAGGUGUGUGUCCAGAAAAGGCCAUUAAAUUAACUAUGAAUGAUUUUGUUCGUGACAAAAUGACAAAUGAAAAAGGUGAAAUAAAACUUCUACAUGAAAUUUUAGCUGGAGGUUGCGCUGGUGCAUCUCAAGUAAUGUUCACAAAUCCUUUAGAAAUAGUGAAAAUUAGGUUGCAAGUUGCAGGGGAAAUAGCAGUAACUCAUAAAGUUAGUGCAAUUUCAGUCAUUAAAGAUCUUGGACUAAUAGGUUUAUAUAAGGGUGCUAGAGCCUGUUUUCUUCGUGACAUUCCUUUUUCUGCCAUCUACUUCCCCGUCUACGCUCAUUCGAAAUUGACUUUUGCCGACGAGAACGGACACAACGGUGCCGGCUCUCUGUUGCUGUCGGCAUGUGUUGCGGGUGUUCCUGCUGCCUAUUUGGUAACUCCAGCCGACGUAAUCAAAACUAGACUGCAAGUUCAAGCUAGAAAAGGUCAGACGACUUAUUAUGGUGUAUUUGAUGCAGUCCGUAAGAUAUGGAAAGAAGAAGGUGGUAGUGCUUUUUGGAAAGGCGGAAUCGCACGUGUGCUUCGUUCUGCACCCCAGUUUGGUUUUACUCUGUUGACGUACGAAAUUUUGCAGAGAUUGUUCUUUAUUGAUUUUGGUGGCAGGAGACCUACCGGAUCACAAGUCAAAGUUCCAGUUCAGACCGGCGAAAUACGUUCUCACAAUCCGGAUCACAUCGGAGGCUACCGUCUGGCUCUGGCCACCUUCAAUGGAAUGGAAUCGAAGUUCGGUCUCUUCCUGCCAAAAUUCAGUCGACCCGCAAAAGCCUAGUAAAAGGCAUCGCCGGUUUAGAAAAAUCAUCACUCGUUCAUUCUCCCAACAUCGUGCUAGUAUCAAAAUAGUCAUAACAUAGGAAGAAAUUUAUUAGAAUGCCUAAAUGAAGAACAUCUAUGAUGCAAGACUUAACAGAGUAUUGAAGUAUCCAUUUGGGUUCAUUGCCUCAUGUAAAUGCCACAUCCUCAUAAACUUGCAGACUUAUCCAGAGAAGGGAAAAAAUUUUGGCAGCUACACAAUUAAGAAGCUUCUUUGUAUAUAAACUUCGUAGUCUCCCAACAAAUUAUGUUCAAAUUGCCUGUUUAUUCUCGUAACGAGCGCACGAAUUCUUUUGUGGAAGCCAUACCACGACAAUCAUUUCAAACCCAACAAAGGUAGUCGUUUGUUUAAACAAUUUUAGGUAUAUUAUACAAUCGAGUAAGUGUUUGCUAUAUUUGGUGCCGUUAGAAUUAGAAUAUAUUUAGCAAUAGACAAAUUUGUUUCAUGGCAUCGAGCGUGAAGUUUACUUUUGGAUGACAAUAGUUGUAGUUUCGCCGUAAUUAUUUACGGUCGUAAGUGGAAAAUUUUGUUUCAUUAAUCAAAUCGUCGAAGUGGAUUAGCGGCCGACCUAGGCCAAAUUGCAUCUAGUCAAGUUUUUGAAUAUUAGGAGACAUAUUUAUAUUUAGAUGUUGAAGUAUUAGUUGCACAAAUUUUAUUUCGCAAAGCAUUUGUCUGUAUGUUAGGAUAUUUAGAUUACUAAAUAUCCUAGACACUAAUUUAUGUAAUCAGAAAUGUUUAAUUCUGUUAAACAGAGUGAUAUUGUUAAGUUUAAAUUAUUGUUUUUAAUUAGUUCUACAGGAUCUUUACCAAAAUAAUAUAACAAUUUUUCUGCCAAUUUUCACUCUAAAUCUGUUUCUGCUAUACCAAUAGUGCCUGUAGCUGUCUUUUGUUAAAAAAUUGUAAAAAUCUUGUACAGGUUUUGAAUUAAAUUGUUAUGGACAAAA